AUGUCGGGGACAAGACAACCGACAUGGAAGGAGCGAGAGAAUAACAAGAGGAGAGAAAGGAAGCGGAGGGCGAUCGCAGCGAAGAUCUACGCCGGCCUGAGGAUGUACGGGAACUACAAGCUUCCCAAGCACUGCGACAACAACGAGGUUUUGAAGGCUCUGUGUAGAGAAGCUGGUUGGAUCGUCGAAGAAGAUGGCACCACCUACAGAAAGGUAACAGCAGAUUCGCCUGAAUUUUCUCUCAAUUAA
Thlaspi arvense is the source of this 249-nucleotide messenger RNA. The record is from the annotation of a GenBank genome assembly. NCBI's taxonomy places the organism in Eukaryota, Viridiplantae, Streptophyta, Magnoliopsida, Brassicales, Brassicaceae.